CUUUUUCCUGAGAUCUAUCAGCAUCUAAGAGGAUUCCACAAUAGGUCUAGGAAUUAACAUUAUAGAUUGACGUGUGAACUUCUAGCUAUUCUGCGUUCAACCGCUCAUUCGAUCCCUCUCCAUCCAGGCGACGAUCCAUACUUCAAGAAUACUUCCGCUAAUCUCUGCUUUCUUUACAAUGUGGAAACCAGUGGAUCUUCCCUUCCAGAAAUCCCAACCUCAGCCUCCACUACCUACAACAGAUGAGAUCCGCGCCUGCACCAAUGUCCUCUGGGAGACCAUGGCCUCUAAGGUCGUGACAAUUAACGACAAUAUUGUCGUAAAGUAUGGAGGUUGUAUAAACACCUGGGAAGGCCAGGCAUUGAUUUACCUUGAACAACAUGUCCCCGAAGUUCCAGCCCCUCGACUGUACGCGAUGUACUAUGAGGGCAAGCAACUUUUCCUAGUCAUGCAACGCAUCCCCGGUGUGCAACUAGAUACUAUCUGGCCAACAUUAACCCCCUCCGAGAAGGAUGGCAUCAUAGCAAAACUUCAACUAAUAUUCUCCGCCAUGCGAAAGGCUGAGUGUCCAUGGCCCAACUUUUUCGGUGGCCUGGACGGCGGCGGCGUACAUCACUACCUAUUCUACAGCCAGCACGGCGACCAGAAGUUUCUAGGGCCUUUCACUGGUGAACCAGCCUUCGUUGCUGGCCUUGUGGGUAAUUAUAGGGCCUUAGUCGAGCGUAACAAUCAUCCAGACUACAAGGCUCGCUUUUACGAGAAAUACCUGGCUCGCGUUCUUCAAGGUCACCGGCCUACAUUGACACAUGGAGACGUUCAGCAGAAGAAUAUCAUGGUUGUGAUGAAUCAAAGUUGCUCAAACGAGGGUGAGCGAUCGUUUGACGUUGUGCUGGUUGAUUGGGAGAAUGCUGGCUGGUUUCCUGACUUUUGGGAGUUUUUUUGUGCAUCGCACCCUUUCAUUUUCGAGUGGGAUGAAGACUGGUCAUGGCGAGUUCAGGAGUUUGUGGAAGUGUGGCCCGCUGAGAUGGCUAUUAUGCAAUUGAUUGAUAGGGAGUUGGGCUGGUGAGAUAUGUCAUUCCAUAAUUACUUGUAUCCAGACAAGAUGGAGAGAUGGAACCGAUGGCUAUAGGACCGAUUGUGUCACCACCAUUCCAGAAACCCUUCCUCUGCCCAGAAUAAGAGGCUGGGAAGUUUGUUCAGUUGAACGGGGUACUCGGUUGAAUCAAAGGGGCUUAUAGGGAAAUACGAG
Messenger RNA from Aspergillus neoniger CBS 115656, 1249 nucleotides. RefSeq lists its product as uncharacterized. The coding region runs from base 179 to 1066 and encodes 295 amino acids. The transcript has a single exon. The record is from RefSeq and is a predicted model, not a curated record. Lineage: Eukaryota; Fungi; Ascomycota; Eurotiomycetes; Eurotiales; Aspergillaceae.